Molecule: messenger RNA, 156 nt
Organism: Purpureocillium lilacinum
Lineage: Eukaryota; Fungi; Ascomycota; Sordariomycetes; Hypocreales; Ophiocordycipitaceae
Source: RefSeq, a predicted model, not a curated record
AUGGAGCUGCACUGCCGGUGCGGCGGCGCAGCUUUGAAGGAGCUUGUGUGGUCAUAUCAAGAUCGGCAUAUGCCAUUGGCAAGGUUGUCAUUUGGGAUAAUGAUCUGGGGUCUAAGCCAGAGACAUCAUCAUCAUCCUGCCCAGCUGCGUGGCUAG